Panicum virgatum (switchgrass) is the source of this 912-nucleotide messenger RNA. RefSeq names its product sentrin-specific protease 2-like. Bases 111 to 479 code for a protein of 122 amino acids. NCBI's taxonomy places the organism in Eukaryota, Viridiplantae, Streptophyta, Magnoliopsida, Poales, Poaceae. Gene Ontology annotation, biological process: protein desumoylation. Gene Ontology annotation, molecular function: deSUMOylase activity. Gene Ontology annotation, cellular component: nucleus. The transcript has 4 exons. The record is from RefSeq and is a predicted model, not a curated record.
CUACCGUCUUAUGCCAACUUCUACAUAAAGCGGCCUGUUCUAUUUACCCGAUAAGAGGCCAAGAGAUUAAAGAUCACAAAAAAUAUGGGACUGAGUACCUUAGACAUGACAUGAUCUUCCUACCAAUAAACCAGAAUCGUAGCCAUUGGUACCUUGCGGUUAUCAACACAAAGAAACAAGAGAUUCAUGUGCUUGACUCCCUCGGAAUACAGCUUCAAGAACGUGAGGAACUGAAGUAUACGUUGAAACAAAUUGAGCAAUGCCUGGAGCUUGCGAGCAUUGAAUUUCAAUCCAGUAGCUGGCCGGAUUACAAAGUUGCGUCUUGGAAGGUCACACAAGUAGAAGAGAUACCAAAGCAAACAGACAUGUCAUCAUGUGGACUUUUCAUGAUCAAGUACCUCGAGCACUGGACAGGAGAAAAGUUAAACGAACAAUUUACACAGGUAUCCCUAGCUCCACUGUUUUCCCUUUUCCAGUAACUCAAUGGAAUAUACACCCUUUCAAUUCGUUUUUCUCCUAUACACAGGCCGACAUAGACCACUUUAGGCUUAAAUUAGCAUCUGAAUUGAUGAGCAGUCCACUCAAUAAGGCUGGCAAGUAGAAAACUUCCAGGCAAAUGGCUUGCAACGAAAAGGGCUAGCAGCGAAGAGGCCACCCAGGAAUAGACUGCUCUGCAGUAGCACUGCUGAAUUAGAAUAACUGUAGCCAAUAAAGUAUGUCUAGCAUCAUGGAUUUCAAGGCAGAGCAAGGCUGCUCUCCGAUAUUAUCCUAAUGAUCAUUAUGGUGGCUAUUUUGGUAUCUUCUUGAUGUUUCAUCAGAAGCAUAAAAUUUGUAGUAAUACUUGCUGUAUUUAUCCAUAUUCUUUUUUGAAAGUGUUUACUGUAUAGGUGGUCUCAUGUAUUGCCACAUCAU